AUGGAAGACCGCAAAGCUCGUUUUGACGAGAUUUCUUAUUCGUUAGCUCGUCGUUAUCUCAGUAGUGAGGAUUACAGGAAAGCCGUCAAUGAGAUCUUCACGGAUCCAGAAGAGCGGCGAGCAUACUUGCGACGUGGUCUCGAUGACCUGCCGCAUCUCUCCAAUCCUUCUGGCAUUUUGACUCCCGCUCGAUUUAUUGAGAUUGCAGAUUCAAUCAACUUUCUCAACCCGGUUGAAUACAAAGAGUUACUGCCCGGACUUACUUGGGCCUUUCGUCCCUGGAUACCCCUCGGCUAUGAGAAUACGACUCUCUACCGUCUACUUCCAUCCAUCCACAACUUGGCACCGCAGAAAAGCAAGUGUCCUUUGACAGAUCGCGAAAUCCUCGACACUGCGUUUCUCGGCGUGAACUUUACCAUACAGCCCAGUCAGCCAUCUCUGCCGCUGAACCGCCGCGCCCUCAACCUAUCAGAGGAGUCUACCAAAUCAGCAGAGUCAGACGACAUCGAGGCCCCAGGAUUUGUUUUCCACGAACUCGGCACGCUGCAGUAUUUAGAAUGCGAGACCGCCGAGGAGAUGCCGACGACGUUGGAGCAAGGCGAUGAUGUCGAGGGAGACUGGGAACCAACUGGCUUUUCCGUUGUGGCCCGUCUUAGCCAUACUGGCCACAUUGACGGGGUCUAUGUCAUGUACAACAUGAAUCCGCGCAAGGAAGGAUUCCUCAGCCGAGAACAGGUCACAGAUGCAUCAUGGGGUAUCCCGCCAAGCUCACCCGGAGAGCAAUUCUCAUGCGCUCGAAUUGGCAACGCUAUGCGAGAUUUCGGAUUCAAGGUCAAGCUGGCAUGGAAUGAGCAGGUCCAUCACCCAGUCGAAUUGGUGUGGGCAGUGAAGUCGGCGAUGGGAGGUGCGAUGCGUAUAACGGUGGAUGAUAACUACAGGAGACACAUGUAA
Messenger RNA from Trichoderma breve, 951 nucleotides. RefSeq lists its product as uncharacterized. Bases 1 to 951 code for a protein of 316 amino acids. The record is from RefSeq and is a predicted model, not a curated record. Lineage: Eukaryota; Fungi; Ascomycota; Sordariomycetes; Hypocreales; Hypocreaceae. The transcript has a single exon.